AUGUCACUAAAGAACGGGAAUUCUGAGUUUCAGACGAGAAGUAGUAACGGAGGCGGCGGCGGAGAAGGAGGGGGAGGAAGCAAUGGAGAUUGUGUGGACACAAGGAGAAAAUGCCCUAUCUGGGCAGAUAAAGGUUUCUGCAAAAAUAAAGUUAAGAAAAUGAAAAGAUUCUGUAAGAAGAGCUGUAACUUUUGCGAUGGAGAAGAAGGAGGAGGCGGCGGUGGUGGUGGAGGAGGAGAAUCACGAAAAUGUGGAUUUAAACCAGGCGCACGAAUUGUCGGUGGAAAUGAAGCCCCAAAGGGAGCUUGGCCAUGGCAAGCUCAGGUCAGGACCCCUUCUGGUUUCACCUUUUGUGGAGGAACUUUGGUUCAUCCGCAGUGGGUUGUAACAGCAGCUCACUGCACCUCGAAAAAAUCCGCCUCCAGCAUUCGUGUAAGAAGUGUUAAUGCAGGUAGAUGUCCCGAUUGUCAGUCAAAGUGGAUGUAAAAGAGCUUAUGGAUCGUCAAUCCACGACUCCAUGGUCUGUGCUGGACUCGAUCGUGGAGGCAAGGACUCGUGCCAAGGAGAUUCCGGUGGGCCACUGGUUUGUGAAGAUGGUGGAAAGUUCUACUUAGAGGGUGUGGUUUCAUGGGGAAGUGGUUGCGCCUCCCCAGGGAAGUAUGGUGUCUACGCCAGGGUCCGUUACUUACGGCAAUGGAUUGACAAGCAGAUGAAUACCUAUUAGACAAAGUCUUAUGCACAAUAAAAGGCAUUCAAAACCACGAAAA
Pocillopora damicornis (cauliflower coral) is the source of this 767-nucleotide messenger RNA. RefSeq names its product CUB and peptidase domain-containing protein 1. The record is from RefSeq and is a predicted model, not a curated record. Lineage: Eukaryota; Metazoa; Cnidaria; Anthozoa; Scleractinia; Pocilloporidae. Gene Ontology annotation, biological process: proteolysis. Gene Ontology annotation, molecular function: serine-type endopeptidase activity.